Molecule: messenger RNA, 857 nt
Organism: Alnus glutinosa
Lineage: Eukaryota; Viridiplantae; Streptophyta; Magnoliopsida; Fagales; Betulaceae
Exons: 5
Coding region: 257-607 (116 amino acids)
Biological process (GO): regulation of DNA-templated transcription
Cellular component (GO): nucleus
Molecular function (GO): transcription coactivator activity
Source: RefSeq, a predicted model, not a curated record
AAGAGAAAAGUUUCGUCCACCCGUACUGCCGUACUUCUCCUUCGUCGCUUUUAUUUCCUUCUACUGUAGCUCUCUACCAAACAUAAAGUAAAAGAAAGUAGUUCAUGUCCCUCAGGUAGGUCCACUGUACCUUGCAAGACAAAAGGGUGAACCUUAAAUCCCAAAUAAGAAAAUUUUACCAAAAAAAAAAAAAAACCCCCGAAGAAGAGAUUCCAUCUGUGGUCGAGGGCUGAAGAAGCAGAAGAAGAAGAAGAUCAUGAUGCCACACAAAGAGGAGAAAGAGGCAAAGAAGGAGGCAUUUCGGAAAUACUUGGAGUCAAGUGGGGUUCUUGAUGCUCUCACCAAAGUUCUGGUUGCAUUGUAUGAGCAGAAUGACAAACCUUCUUCUGCCCUUGAAUUCAUCCAACAAAAAUUAGGUGGUCCAUCUGUGUCGGAAUAUGAAAAGCUACAAGCUGAAAUGUCAAAUUUGCAAAUAAAAUAUGACGAGCUUGUAGCAGAACACCAGGAAACCUGCAAGGAGUUGGAGGAACAUAAGAACUCACAUGCCACGGCAAUGGCAUCCACAAAGGAGAGCAUUGAUGGGGAGGCUCACAAGGAUGGGUUCUGAAGGAGCAGUGGAAGAAGUUUUACAUUGUUAUGCUGAAUAGAACGAGUGAGAAACCAUUGUUUUCCAGAUUGUUGUAUCCAUGGCACAGACCCAGACUUUUCUUUGUGUUCUUUUCCCUUCUCUUGCUGCUUUCUCUUGGAGAAAAGCCUCGAGGCGUUUCACAUUUGGCUUAUUUCAAUGGUAUAUAUGUUUGCUCUCAGCCCUCUAGCAAGAGACUAUGACAUUAUGCAUUCGCAUUAAGUUAUGCUCA